GCCAUUUCGCAGCAGGUAUUAAUUAGAAUAUAUAUGUUUUAAGAAUAUAUUUUGUAGUGCGUAUUGGAUUUGUUAAAAGCUAUUUAGUUUUUUUUUCUUCAGAUAAACAUAAUAUUACGCAUCUGGAAACACAGCUUUUAUGUCAACUUUCGGUUUAAGUUAAACUACUCAUAUUGGCAUGGCAACUUCUGAGACCAAAACAUUUAUAGUUGAUGACGUUAGAGUGUGCUCAAUCUGCUAUGAAAAGUUUAAAACACCGAGAUAUCUCCCGUGUAAACAUUCAUUCUGCCACGUUUGUUUAUCUUCAUAUAUUAUCAGUCAGUGCAAAUCUAAGGAGGCACGUUUGGGAUUUCAUUGUCCGGUGUGCCGUUCUUACAUUCCUAGCCUUGGAGAUCCUGAAAAACCGGAAGAUUGGGUCGGUCUUUAUCCGAUUAAUGACGUUUUACAAAAACUGGUUGCUGGACCAGAUGAAACAUAUUGUGAACCUUGUUUAAGAGACAAUGAGAGAGAAAAGACUUCUGACUAUUGUUUAUCAUGCAAUGAGUACUUAUGCAUGUUGUGUGUCAAAUAUCAUAGAAAGAAUAUGGCGUCCCGAGAUCACACGAUAAUAAAGAUAAGUGAAAUGUUAUCAAUGCCGAUAGUUCCCGAAAAAAGACUUUCAAAUUGUUGUCCUAAACAUAAAAAUGAAAAGAUACAGAUGUAUUGUCAUGAGCAUGAGCAGCCGUGUUGUGGUCUGUGUGUGGGUACAGAGCAUAGGAAAUGUGAGAAGGUAGAUACAGUAGAGAACGUCGCACACAUCUUGAGAGAGAGUAGAAAGAUGGACUGCAUGCUUUCCGAUUUGAAUACAUUUAGACGGAAUUUAAUGAAAGUAAAAAACGAAGAAAUGAACAAUAUAUCUGAAAUUGAAAAUAUGGUAGAUGAAAGCGUCGCCAAACUUGAAGAAGAGACUUCAGAUAUAAUGCAACAUAUAGAACAAUUAAAAAAGGAGCAUAUAAAUGAAAUGUUUUUAACUCAGAAGAACGGCAGAGAAAAAUUGCAAAGAGAGAUAGAAAAAAUAGAGGACGGGGUCUCCUGUGUUGACAACUGUAAGGAAGAAAUUGAAAAAGCGAAAGGAACAGAAAACAACGAAGAUCUGAUACUGAAAUAUUUCACAGCUAAAGAAAUAUUUCAAAAAAUUAAGCAAAACAAUUUCAAAAGAAUACAGCUAAAAAUUGCAUCAGAAAAAGAACCAUCGUGGAUGAAAAUUACAACAGAGAUAAGAAAAAUUGCCAAUGUAAAACUUUCUGAAAUCACCCGCGUCUUUCAAUUUGACAUAAGCACUGUUGAAUUAACAAAGUUUAAGGAGUUUCCAAUUGAGAAUGCCACCAUUUAUUGUGGUUUAUUUCUCUCAAGAGGCAGAUUUUUGGUUGUUAAACACAAAGGCGAUGAAACGUGUUUGGUAUACGAUCAAAAUUGAGACUGCAUUAAAGUAAUCGAUGGUCUUAAGAAACCAUAUGGUGCUGUUCAAUGUGAAGAUGAGAUUUUUGUGAAAAACACUGCAUCCAAUACUGUUGACGUAUUUUCGUCUGAUGAUUUUCAUAAAAUAAGAAAUUUUCACCUGAAAAGCAUUAAUAUUAUGGGGAUAGCCUGUUGGGAAGACAACUUAUAUGGUGCUUGUGGAAAUCAAAUCUUAAAACUUAAUCGAAUGGGAGAAAUACUGCAGAGGUAUGAUGUAAAUGGAAGAAAUGUCUUACACAUAACAGCAACAAAAAACGGUCUAAUCGUGUACUCUGAUUGGAAACUAGAAACAGUGACAGCUAUAAAUGAUAACGGUUUUGAGGUUUGGAAAUAUCAAACGGGUGACCUGAAACAGCCGAUAGAAUUAGAUGUUGACUCCAGCGAUAAUAUUUACAUAGCGGGCUCUACAAGCAACAAUCUACAUGUCCUGUCGAGCUCAGGAAAGCGUAUUAGGGUCAUAGAGAAUAUUCCUACUCCAACGUUUUGCAAGGUCAACGAAGAUGAACGUAUUAUAUGUGUAUGCAGUGGAACUAGAAAUAUAAAACUUUAUCAGCUUUAACAAGAUAAACUGAAGGAUAGAAUUAAUUGAUAUUUGAUGACUUAAAACUUAAAUAAACAAUGUGUGCGUAUUUAUUCCAUUCACAUUGAUUGAAUUGCUUUUGAACGUUCUGUUUGUUGAGUUAAAUAACUUGAUCUCUU
Messenger RNA from Magallana angulata, 2196 nucleotides. RefSeq names its product probable E3 ubiquitin-protein ligase MID2. The transcript has a single exon. Lineage: Eukaryota; Metazoa; Mollusca; Bivalvia; Ostreida; Ostreidae. Bases 179 to 1456 code for a protein of 425 amino acids. Gene Ontology annotation, molecular function: zinc ion binding. The record is from RefSeq and is a predicted model, not a curated record.